AUGGGGGAUUUGCCACCUGGGUUUAGAUUCUACCCAACGGAGGAGGAGCUGGUUUCGUUUUAUUUGCAGAACAAACUGGAAGGGAGGAGGGAGGACUUGAACCGAGUCAUGGACCGAGUCAUACCUGUUCUUUACAUAUACGAGUAUAAUCCAUGGGACCUCCCACAGUUUUCGGGAGAGGCCUGCCAUGGAGAUCCGGAGCAGUGGUUCUUCUUCAUCCCAAGACAAGAGAGUGAAGCUCGAGGAGGGAGACCGAGGCGACUCACAACAACUGGGUAUUGGAAAGCAACUGGGUCACCGAGUUUUGUUUACUCUUCCAAUUCCAAUCGAGCCAUCGGCCUCAAAAGAACCAUGGUUUUCUACAAUGGUAGAGCUCCUCAUGGAAAUAAAACCGAGUGGAAGAUGAACGAAUAUAAAGCCAUUGAAGCUCAUCAUGCAGAUCAAAAUCAAUCAUUGAUUGCCUCUUCAUCAUCAAACACCCCUUCUGCUCCUACGUUGAGGCAAGAAUUCAGUUUGUGCCGAGUGUACAAGAAAUCAAAAUGCCUGAGGGCAUUCGACAGACGACCUCUAGGGGUGGAGAUCAUGAGCAACCCUAGUUUGAAUUUGAAUCAAACGGCUGCUGCUCAUGAAGGUGCAGGUCAUCAGGGUCAGGGUUCAACAUCACAUAGGAGGAACCCCCUCAUGGGUAGUGAUCAGAGAACAAACUCAAGCUCACCAGAGAGUUCAUCCUCAGGAGAUCAUCAUGGCCCUCAACCACCCUCUCAACCUGCAGGUGAAACUGGAACCUUGCCAAUGUUCAUUGAUAAUGAAGCACUUUGGGAUUUGGAACAAUUGAUGAUCAAUAACAAUUGGCUUUAA
Prunus armeniaca (apricot) is the source of this 858-nucleotide messenger RNA. NCBI's taxonomy places the organism in Eukaryota, Viridiplantae, Streptophyta, Magnoliopsida, Rosales, Rosaceae. The record is from the annotation of a GenBank genome assembly.